Molecule: messenger RNA, 1317 nt
Organism: Drosophila elegans
Lineage: Eukaryota; Metazoa; Arthropoda; Insecta; Diptera; Drosophilidae
Product: G patch domain and ankyrin repeat-containing protein 1 homolog
Exons: 1
Coding region: 64-1074 (336 amino acids)
Molecular function (GO): protein binding; nucleic acid binding
Source: RefSeq, a predicted model, not a curated record
AACACUACCAGAGUACAUCUGUUAAUUGUUUAUUUACAAAAUUAAUUGAGCAUAUUAGGAAUAAUGAAUUCCUCCGGUGAACUGCAUCCAAAUUGGCUGGCUCUGACCACUCUGCCCCUGCAACUCAAGCGGUUCGUCCGAGCGGGCGAACCGGAUUUUGUUCCCGAAUCGCCAAUUCAAACCAAACACAAAAUUGAUGGCUUAAAUGGAUUGGAGGCCCAGGAGUUCUACAAGGAGGUGCUGGAUGCACCUACCACCUCCCAAGUUCCAGUUCCUCGUCCUAGUACAAGAAAAGAAGCAAGCAGAGUCCCAAGGAAACCAAAACUGCCUUUUGAUAGGAGCAAGUUCUUUCGUUUGGCCACCAGCAACAAAGUGGAGGAGUUGUCCCAAAUGGAAAUCUCGGAAGAGGAGCUUAACUCCCGGGAUUCCUUUGGUUGGACCGCCUUGAUGAUGGCUGCCUGCGAAGGAGCCACCGAAGCAGUAGCCUGGCUUCUCCAGAAAGAAGUCCAUGUAGAGAUUGCUGACAAAUCCGGGAAUACAGCUCUAAAGCUGGCCCAGCGAAAAGGGCACUUGGAAAUAGUACAACUAUUGGAAACUCUACCCAUUUCCGGCGAAACCAGCGAUGAGGAGGAACCAAUGGAUGUCAACAGCCCCUUUUACUGCGAAAUCUGCAAACGGGAUUACAAGGAGACCACCUGGCCAGUUCAUCAAACCUCCACAGUGCAUCAGUUCAAUCUGAAGGCCCUGCCCGCCCAUAAACUGCACAAGUUCAAUAUAUCCGCCAAGAAUCGGGGUCUCCAGUUGAUGGUGAAGCAGGGCUGGGAUCAGGAGCACGGCCUGGGGCCGAGUCAAAGCGGUCGAUUGUAUCCUGUUAAGACCGUUCUGCGCAAGCAACGCACAGGCUUGGGCAUCGAACAGCAGCCGGCGAGGGUCACCCACUUUGGAGCCUUUGACUUAAACGCUGUUAGGAGAAGGGAUCCCAUUUAUCAGCCGAAACGAACGCGAAGCGAUAUGCAGCGUGAAAAGGUGCGGGAAUGGAAGCGGGAGAGGCAUCUACGCAGGGAGUUAAGCUAAAUUAUUACAUCUUGAAGAUUAGAAUUAUACAAUGUAUAUAAAUACAAAUUAUGUCGACCUAUCAUUUAUUUGUAUUGUACAUCAAAGACCAAAUUAUUAAAUUCUAAGAUUGAACACCAACAAAAUGAAACUUAAUUAAUAUGGGAGAUUUUAAAUUAUGUUUUUCUUAUUGCGUUUAUAAGGCUAUAGAAUACGAAUACCAUAAUGCUAGUUUUCAGCCUAACAACUUGCAAUGGAAAACCU